Acanthopagrus latus (yellowfin seabream) is the source of this 4705-nucleotide messenger RNA. RefSeq lists its product as uncharacterized. The record is from RefSeq and is a predicted model, not a curated record. Lineage: Eukaryota; Metazoa; Chordata; Actinopteri; Spariformes; Sparidae. The transcript has 3 exons. Gene Ontology annotation, biological process: regulation of transcription by RNA polymerase II. Bases 795 to 3098 code for a protein of 767 amino acids.
GCAGUCGCACUGUUUGCAUUCCUCCUCCCUCCUCUGAGACUGACAGCCCGUUAGCUGCUGCUGCUCUCACCCGGCAAUGAGACAGCAAACGCGGACUCGGUGAGACACACCGGGAUGGACUUACCGUGCACUUUUCACCACUGCAGAGACGGACAUUAUUGAGACACUUCUUGCAUGCUGACGAGAGUUUAUUCUUCGCCAGGGUGAUUUUUUUUUGUCCAGUGGGAAAAGGACAGUCGACGUACGGGGAGAAGGAAAAAGAUGCGACGGAUGGUUUCCUGCGACACACACCGGCCAGCUAAGAAGCUCCCACAUUCACUUUAGAGACAACCUGAGUGGACAAUAACAGUUCAGGGUUGGACUUGAAUAUGUGUGAUUGCUAAUAUCAGCAAAGGAAUCGCAAUACUUGGUGGAAAUUAACACCUAGUUGUAGCAGAGAGCGGCUAAUCGCUUCUGGCGACCCAACACAGCUUGAAGCUAACCGAACUAGCUAGCUAAAUUUCGCAUUCUUUGUUUAUUUUAUUUGCUCCGCUGAAUUUAGUGUUUCCACCUCCCUGAUGUUGGGUUAAUGCGUGUGUUAAGAAGGGGGGACACCGUUUAUAAGCUAGUGUUUCGGUUCAACCACAACCUGGAUCGUUGAACUUGAUUUUUUUUUAAAGGACAUAAAUCAUCUGACUUCUCACUUAUGGCUCGUUAGUAUCGCGGUACUGCAGCUGACCCAGCUAGCUAGCAUCUGUGUUAGCUAGUAGGUAGCAGCCACUUCUCGGCCUUUAACUAACUCCCUCACGGUAAAGAUGCACCACCAGGACUUUUCUGGAGACCCGCCUGGGACCGGGAGCAGGAAAGCGUCCUUCCACUUCAGGAGGGGCAGCAGCGGGGCGUCUGCGUCCUCCGCCGCCGGGAGCAGUGGCGUCAACAUUGGGGACGACAAUCCAGCCCUGGCUGGAUCCUCCUCUCCCGGACUCCACCACCAGGCCCAGUCCCAAGCGGCUGGCGCUCAGGUGAAGAAGAAGAGUGGCUUCCAGAUAACAAGUGUCACCUCGGCUCAGAUCAAUGUGAGCGGCAACAACAGUUUGGCAGAUGACACUGAGAGCUAUGAUGAUAUGGAUGAGUCCCACACCGAAGACCUCUCCUCCUCUGAUAUGCUGGAUGUGUCCGUGUCCAGAGCCACGGAUACAGGUGUGCCGGAGAGAAGCUCCUCUGAUGAGACCUUGAACAGCCUCCAUGGGGUCGACACACCCGGACUUGUGUCACCCAAUGAGCCUCUUCACCCUCAUUCCAUCCCUCAGGGGUCUCAGCAGCACACCUCUAUGGUUAAUGGGACCAUGCCACACCAUUAUUAUCCUCAACAACACAGCCAGACCCACCAUCACCACUCCGACAGCCUGGGAGGAGGUGAAGCCUCAUUGUCAACUCCUCCCGUGGCUACGUCCAGCCCAGCUAUGGUCUCCAAACCCGGACCUGGUCAGCCCCAGAGGCCACCAAUGUUGGAUAACACUAAAACUGCAGGUGGGACAAACCAACCAGUAGCCCCUGAAUCGCAUCUGCAAGGCGGCGUGAACGUUUCUAAUGUGGCUUCUGUGACCGUUCCUCCUUCUGGGCCUGCAGGUUUUGACAACACUAGCGUGAGCGGGCAGGUGGCUUCUGCUGGAGGAGGAACAGGCCCGACCGCUGCUGCUGCUGCUGCUGCUGCUGCUGCUCCCAACACUCAAACCCAGCACACCCAAACUCAGACAGCUACAGGCUCUCGUUUUAGGGUGGUCAAAUUAGACACUAACUCUGAGCCGUUUCGCAAAGGAAGAUGGACUUGUACGGAGUAUUACGAAAAGGAGGUUCCUCCUCCGACUACAUCUGAGGCAUCAAAAAGUGCAGAGGUGGCUGCAGAGACUGAGGGGAUAAGUCAGGCGGUACCGGCCGUGCAGCCACCUCACACACUGCAGCCCUAUCAGCAGCCGAGCCAGGACUUCACCAGUCCACAAGCCAUGCAGAGCCCGCCGCAGGGUCUGGCUCAACCCACUCCUCUGACGUAUGUGUCACCACAGGAGGUUCACAUGCAGAAACCAGUAGCUCCUCUUACUCUACCUACAGCAACACCACAAGCUGGUGUAACCCAGCCUCCAUCUGGAAUACCCCAGCAGUUGCCCUAUGUUGUGGAUCCCCAGGGAGGAUACCCUGCACCUCAGCUCCACUCAGGGGUCGUGGCUUCUGGAAGUGUCCGACAGCCAGACUUCAUCCAGCCCACUGCUCCCUUCCAGACCCAAGUCCAGCCUCCGCUGCCGCAUGUUACAACGGGAAUCUCCAUAAGUCCAGUUCCAGGGGUCACGGCACAGCAAGCCGUCAGCAUUACUCAGCAACUGCCCCUUCAAGGUCAGGGAGCUCCACCUGCCCAGGCAACGUUUGCAGGACAGCCUCAAGCCCUCCAGGCCCCCUCCACCGCCACAGUCCCACCAGCACACACCAGUGCCGCCCCCUACAUGCCUCUCCCGGCAGUCCUCCAACCCCUCCUCACCCCGGGUGCGACCUUCAGCCAGGUUCCCGGGGGAGGCAGCUCCAUAAAACCCUCCCAGCUGGAGGACGCCCAGAAGUUUCUGUUCCAGCACCACCAAGGCCUGCUGGGUCUGCCCAGGCUGGGGGCUGCAGCAGGUGAUGGGGCCGCGGAGGUCGGCGGCAGUGCUGGAACGCUGGCUCACAUGGGGAUGUCCGCCGAGGCCAGCGCUUUCAUGGUGGUGGCUGCGGCGGGCCUCAGGACUCAGCACGCUGAAGGAGAGGAGGACAGCUCCUCUGGUGCAAGUGUGGUGGCCAUCGACAACAAGAUCGAGCAAGCCAUGGACCUGGUGAAGAGCCACCUGAUGUACGCCGUGCGAGAGGAGGUGGAGGUGCUGAAGGAGCAAAUCAAAGAGCUGAUCGAGCGCAACUCUCAGCUGGAGCAGGAGAACAACCUGCUCAAGAACCUGGCCAGCCCCGAGCAGAUGGCCCAGUUCCAGGCGCAGGUCCAGACCGGCGGCUCCCCGACCGGCAACGGCCAGCCUGCGGUCCCGGCGCCGGCCGGGACGACACAAGCCCUCCCUUCCUCACAGAGCUCCAGCACGUCUGCGUAACACAGAGAUGAUGUUGAUGGAGGAUCUCCCCACCGAUGAGGAUGAGAUACAAGGGGGAUGAUAGAAGAAGAGGAGGAGGAGGAGGAGGAAGGAGGAGUCUUGCCAUACUGUGAACUGACUCUAUGCCACCGUCUCGACUCAACCGGCGGACACUUAAAACGACUUUCUUUUUGUUGCACAUUUCUUAAUUUAACUGAAAGACUGUGGAGUUACACCGGCGUCUGUGUGUGAGUGUAUCCUAUGCUUCAGACAAUCGUCAGAGCUGACAGGAAGUCAACCCUCCGUCGCCACCUUUGUUCAGGGCCGCCAGGGAAAGGAGGAGGAGCCUAUAACGCCGGGCCCCGGGCCAAUCAGGGUAGCAACUGCCUUGCUCUUGUCGAAUCCCUCGCAAGCGUGACCCGUGGAAAGUGUGCCAUCGUCUCGCCCCCCUCAACCCAGCACUGUCCGUCUGCAUCACACUUGUUUUUUACUCUGGUUUUAUGUUUUCGUUGCUGCGGUCUGUGCACUUUUCCCAGAUGUUAUUGACAAUGGACGAACUUUAAAGAAUCGUACGACCCAUCCGGAAUGGGAGUCAGAGAGAGUCCAGCUCACGUUUUGUUUUUUUUUUCUUUUCUGGGUCUUCACCCCCUCACAGCAUCUGAAGACGACGGAGAGGGGGAAUCUCGCUAUUCUGACGGGGCGGGUUACAGAGAAUUAUUAAAUAUAUAUUAGCCGCGUCUUAUUGUUCCCUUCGAGAACUCGGUGUUCUUUUUGGAGGUCCGUGUCUCCGUCCCCACCCUGAACACACUUCUCCUCCUCCUCCUCCUCCUCCCUUUUCUCGGAUGGAGCAUUAAACAUUUAUGCAGGGAAAUUUUAUAAAGGGAGGUUUUAGGAUUUGUUUUUGUCUUCUUGUUGAUGUAAAUUAAUGUCCUAGUGAUCUGUAAAAAAUAAUUAACGGAGAGGCAAUGAAGUCGGACGUGACUGUUUCUAGGUAAUGAACUUUGUACAGAUUAAACAUUUCCAAUUAAACUCUGCCAAGUGCCUGGUUUCUAACCAUAGAUACAUAUAUAGAAGCUUUUUUAGUUGUGAAAUAUACAUUUAUAUAUAUAUAAAUAUCUCUCUCUCUCUAUAUAUAUAUAUCUAUGGUUUCGCCAGGUUUUGAUCUACCUGUGAUGUCAGUACUCAGGGUGGGAACAGAAGAGGAUAUUUACCUCCACACUAAGAUGCUGUCUCACGGCCUCGUACUGUACGUGAACUCUCUCCUCUGCCGUCGCUUAACUCACUCGCUCGAAUUUACCUGGACUGUUUUACCAUAUUGAGACGUGUGUAGUUGUUUUUGUUUUUUAAUGAAUGGCGAUGGUGUUCUUUUUGUUUUUUAUUUUCUUUGUCUCUUUCUUUUUCUUUCGUCUUUUUGUACAGCCAAGCGUUUUGAAUUUGCUCGUAGUGCAACUGGGAGCGCCGAACACAAAAUCGAGACACUUUUUUUGGCGUUUUGAGAAACAUAAAAAAGGAAAAAAAUGCCUAGCACAAGUUUGUCGAUGUUUUGUGCAUGUUCCUCAGCCCAUCACAAAUGUGACGUUACAAUUGCACUAGACAGUUGCACCUCAAAUAAAAAUGAAAACAAAAAA